This is a messenger RNA of Heterocephalus glaber (naked mole-rat), 15422 nucleotides long. The record is from RefSeq and is a predicted model, not a curated record. Lineage: Eukaryota; Metazoa; Chordata; Mammalia; Rodentia; Bathyergidae.
UCCGCUCCGCAGGGCAUGCCGGGAGCCCCGCCCCCAACAUGGCGUUUCACUGACAGUUGGUUCCUGAGCAGCAGAGGCGGAUCUAGCUCCUCAGGGCGGCGGCGGCGUCUGCAGCGGGGGUCUCCGGGGCCGAGUUGGGAGGAUGACGGCUCCGCAGAUGGCUUAGAGCGGAGCUGCGCGGGCGAGGCGACCGGCGGGGCGCUGCCAUGGGCUGGUGAACGCACGGCUCCCGCCGGCGUCCGGGGCAGGGCAUCCGCUCUUCAGCUCCGAGCCCUCAGCCGGGGCCAUGGGCUCCUCGGCGGCCGCGGCGGCGGCAGCGGCGGCCGCGGAUUCUGCCCAGUGGCUCUCGGUGAAGGAGGAGACCAUCUUCCUGCACGACGGGCUCAUUCGGGUCACCGACCUGGCCGAGCUGCCCAGCGAGAUCCUCGGGGCCCCAGAGGCCGCCGACACCGACCUGGAGAUUUUAACAUUUGAGACCAAGAAUCCAACGGAACUAGCAGAACGUUUACGCGCUGUCUGUGGGAAUCAGAGCAAUGCCUAUGCCCGUCUGCUGGAAUACCGCCUGAAUGCCUUGCGAGGACUGUGGAAUGCCCAGCGCCAGCUGGCCUUGGAAGAGCAGCAUGAAAGGGAAAGUUCGGGUGAUGAAGAAACUUUGGCCCUGCUCAAGCGCCAGGGCUUGUUGCAGCAACCCGAGCAAGCACCCUUCACAUCACGGAUGGGGCUUCUACUGGUCUUCCCCCUUAUUCAGUCCCAGAGUCGAACAGACCCCUCUCUCUGUAACAUAACUGCUGAGGUGCUAUUGAACUGCCUUCGAGACUGCCAGCCUUUGAGUUUGACCAAGGAACCUGGUGACUGUCUCAACGGAAUUGAAACUUUGCUGUGCUCUUGGCUAGAGGAGACUUCGGACACAGGCCGACAAAUCCCACAUAAGCAAAAAGAAAAUGCUGCUGCUGCUCUGGUGGCAUUGGCGUGUGCCAGGGGAUCAUUGAAAACUUUUGUCCACACAGUCCACCUAUUACAGAAACAGACUGAUCUAGGGUCCCUGCCGGUUGCCGACGUGCUGUAUAGGUUAUUGCUUCUGGAAGGGGGGCCUGGAUCCCCUUCCUGUUUGCUCGGGGGCAAACACAUAGUAUCUUGGGGGUAUGAAGACAUGUUACCUGCGCCGGACAGCAACACUGGCUCCAGUUCUGAAAAUAAAGAUGCUGACUUGGGACGCUGUCUCACUGCAGACGGUCUUUACCUGUAUACUACUAACUCAGUUGGAAGAGGAGUAAGCAAAUUGGGGUCUGGAUUACAUGGUACCCUCAGAGGCUUUGUGUACUGCCGGAACGAGGAGCUGGAGCCGGGGUGGCUGGCUUUUGGCAGUGGCAGUCUUCUGCACCGGCCUGUGUCUUUUGAUAACAAACCUCACUCCCUUUUCCAGGUCAUCGAUCAGAACACUCUCCAGGUGUGCCAGAUAGUGCCCAUGCCAGCCAAUCACCUGCCUGUUGGGAGCACCAUGAGCACUGUGCACCUCUCUUCAGAUGGUACUUACUUCUACUGGAUCUGGUCUCCUGCUAGUUUGAAUGAGAAAACACCGAAGGGACAUUCUGUCUUCAUGGACAUAUUUGAACUUGUGGUUGAAAAUGGUGUAUUUGUAGCCAACCCGCUUCAGGAACGCACAAUUCUAAUGAGAAAAGAAGGGGAAUCUGCCAAAAGCAUUAAUGAGAUGCUUCUGAGUAGACUCUCUCGGUACAGAGCCUCCCCGUCGGCGACCCUCGCAGCCCUGACUGGGUCCACCAUCUCCAACACCCUGAAAGAGGAUCAAGCAGUCCUCGCAUCUAGCUUGGUAUAUAAUAUUUCGGAUGGUCAGUUCACAAGUCGUGCAGACCUCAUAGAUGCUGCUGGAAGCUCCCUGGGGCGUGGUGCUCUUGUCCCAGGAUUGGGUGCCUGUUACGAUACGGUGAACAACAUGCUAUGGACGUGCUCCAAUGAUUACAUUGACCAGUGGUGUAAUCCUGGGAAUCAAGCCUUCCAUUAUGUGUGCCAGAGACUGGGAGUCAGCCACAUCAUCACUGAGCCCAAAGAAGAGGCUAUAACCACGAAUGAGGUUAUCAACCAGUUACUGCACCACGUUGGUGCGAUGUGCAUACACCAGCUCAAUCUUCUGGCCACCAACCCCAACCUUCCCAUCACAAGUGUCUUGGGCAAGCAGCAUCCAAUUGAAGCCCACCAUCUGAGCAGCAUUUGUGACAUCAUGGAGAAGGCCAUGGUUAAUGGAGAUACCUGCAUCAUACGCUGCAUUCUGGUUGUCUUUCAGGUGGUGUUUAAAUUUUUCUUCAGCCCACAAACUGAAAGAAACAGAGACAUCAUUCGACGGUCGGGAUUGCUUCUUUGGCAGUUGCUGAUGGCACCAAAGGAUCAAAUCUGCCCUGAAAUUCAGAAGGAAGUCUGCCUUGCCAUCAGCUCUGGUUUAAAUAUCUUGUACCCAGGUGAAACUGAAAUCAAUAACUUACUUAAACUGGUCUUAACAGAAGGUAAGAAUUAUCCUUUAAUUAAAUUACCAUCUUUUAGGGCUGGGGAUUUAAUGCUACGGAAGACGCCCAUCUACACCUGUGGCACGUACUUGGUGAUGCUGGUCCCCCCUCCAGGAGGCUCAGGCAGCUCUGCCACCCGCUCUCUUUUUGGUGGAACAAGUGGUUUGUCAUCUUUAAAAAGUAAACUAAAUGAUGAACUUUUACACUACAUUCUGAAGAUUGUUGUACGAGAAUCCUGUAUCUUAAUCACCAAGUGCCAAACUGUCUCUAAAGAUGACUUUCAAAAGCUCCUUUCAACUGUGCCUGCUGCUUCCUCCUGCCUGCGCUAUCUGAUGGCAGUUCAGAAUCACCUUCUCAGUAACACUAUUUUGAUUAAACCUGAUGACAAUGAUGACAGUGACAACUCCUUGCAGGGAGAGACAUUGAAGGUACAGGAGCUAAAGGUCAGUAUUUUGGCUCUUGCCACCCAAAUCCUGAGUGGAUGUGAUGAAGUGUUGGAAAUGCUACAGCAGGUGACCACUGCCCUCAUAAACAGCGACAUACCCGACCGAGAGCAAAGGCUGAAAGGCUUGGAGCAAGUCACCAAGGCUACAAUGCUCGGUCACCUUCUCCCAGUGUUACUGACCUCCCUGAUGCACCCCAAUCUGCAGACUUUGACCAUGGCCGACGCUCUGAUGCCCCAGCUCGUGCAGCUGGUACUCUAUACCAGCCAGACGGCUUUGCUGCUUAAAACCCAGUGUCCUGUUUUUGCUGAGGUGGGCUGUUCCCCCUGUGGCACCUCAGAGCAGAAGUGCAGGCUGUUCCCUGAUGAAAGAAUGCUGGAAGAGAAGGAAGAGCCAGGCUUUCUCACUGGCUUGAAGAUUCCCGCCCCAUGGGCUGCUGGGAAGACUGUAGAAACAGUACACCCUGUCAGAGACAACUAUAAAUUCAAAGAAACUGUCCAUAUCCCAGGAGCUCGCUGCCUGUAUCUGAGAUUUGAUAGCAGAUGCUCCUCCCAGUAUGACUAUGACAAAUUGGUGAUAUACGCGGGGCCUAACACAAACAGUAGGAAGGUUGCUGAAUAUGGAGGCAAUACUCUGGGAUAUGGCAGCCGUAGUGUCUUAGGAACUGGUUGGCCGAAGGACUUGGUGAAGGUGGAAGGAGAUACAGUCACCUUCUCCUUUGAAAUGAGAAGUGGCCGUGAACACAACACUCCUGAUAAAGCUAUGUGGGGCUUUGCUUGCACAGUUCGCGCUCAGGAGUCCUCGGAGGACGUCUCAGGAGGCCUGCCCUUUCUGGUAGACCUGGCUUUAGGUCUGUCUGUGUUAGCUUGUUCCAUGUUAAGAAUCCUGUACAAUGGACCAGAAAUUACCAAAGAAGAAGAAGCCUGUCAAGAGCUAUUGCGGUCCAAACUUUUACAAAGGUGCCAGUGGCAGGUGGAAGCCAAUGGUGUCAUCUCCCCUGCCCUUACUCCAAGCCCCUCUCCACUGCCUCUGACCAUAGAGGAAGAUAGAGAAUUCACCUACCCGUCGGACGUGCUUGUGCCUCCUGUUGGAAACUAUUUUGACCUGCCCCGGAUCAGGCUGCCUCCAGGAAUCAUGAUAAAGCUCAGGGAAAUUUCUGGGCGUGCUAGACCUCAAUUUAGACCAAGUAUAAAAGAAGUGAUUCAGCCAGACGUGAUGGAGGAAAUGGUGGUAUCUUGUGUUAUUAAGCACUUGAACUUGGUGGAUGCACUGCAGUCCCUAAUAAAUUUCCAGUAUCAAGAAGAACAUGCUGAGGAAUAUGAUUUAUUGUGCAAAAUUAUGGGCGAGACCUUUAAGAAACUCAAUGCCAUGGAGAGACAGCUACAGAGUGUUGCAGAACUGGAGCAGAAGUGGCAAAGUGAAGUUGAGGAUGCCAUGCAGGGGAAGCUGGAAAACAACAUGCCUUUCUUCUAUGAUUACCAUUUCAAUGAGAACAAAAUGAAAGAACUAGAACUUUUGUGUUCAAUGAAGGAAGUCUCCUUUGAUGGAAAUGAUCUUGAAAACAUGGUCCUAUCACUGAGGGAGAAGUUCCUACAAGAGGUGAAUUUUCUUAUUCAGAAACCCUCACAUCCACUGGCUAAAACAAAAACGCUAGUGAAGAGUCUCAUGAACCGAGCUGAGCUACUGCUGCAUGUGACCAUUGCAGCCCAGUCGGGCCUCACUAGGAGCAUCUCAGGGACCCCGGCGGAGACACCAGCCUGUAAAUCAGCUUCUGAAACAAAGGUGAUAUCUCAUGCUGUCCGGCAGCCUAUCUUUCUUCGCAGCAUGUCGGCUCCUUCUGACCUGGAAAUGAUUGGUAAUGAAGAUAUGGAAUUUACUAGAGCAAAUCAGAGACGUCGCCAUGUGACCAGCCACCGCAGCAGCUCCUUCACACUCCUGCAGUCACUGGCCAUUGAGGACAGCAGGGACAAGCCCACCUACAGCGUCCUGCUGGGGCAGCUGUUUGCUUUCAUUGGCACCAACCCUGACCAGGCUGUGUCCAGCAGCAGCUUUCUUUUGGCUGCACAGACAAGGUGGCGGCGGGGAAACACUCGAAAACAGGCCCUGGUGCACAUGCGAGAAUUACUGACGGCCGCUGUGCGAGUCGGGGGAGUGACGCAUCUUGUGGGGCCUGUGACAAUGGUCCUUCAGGGAGGACCCAGGAUUGAAGAACUUACCUGCGGAGGCAUGGUGGAGCAGGUCCAGGAAGCUUUUGGGGAAACCAUGACCUCCGUCGUGUCUCUGUGUGCCCGUUACCCAAUCGCUUGUGCAAAUAGCAUUGGACUCUUGUGUACCAUACCUUAUACCAGGAGUGAAGAGAAGUGCCUGGUGCGCAGCGGGCUUGUCCAGCUCAUGGAUCGACUGUGCAGCUUGAGCAGUCAGACUGAGUCCAGCUCCAGCGAGAAACAAACCAAGAAGCAGAAAGUGGCCACCAUGGCCUGGGCUGCCUUCCAGGUGCUUGCCAACCGCUGUGUCGAGUGGGAAAAAGAGGAAGGUGGCUCCACAGAGGCUGUGCACUCAGGUCUGGCCCGUCAGGUGUCCAGCCUCCUCACAAACCAUCUCGCCCGAGCCACUGAGUGCUGCGGCAACCAGGCUGCUGGGAAUGACGCACUGCAGGAUGUCCUGAGCCUUCUCAAUGACCUCUCAAGGAGCCACAUAGGGAAAGCCAUCCUGAGCCAGCCAGCUUGUGUGUCCAAACUCCUCUCUCUGCUGCUUGACCAGCGCCCAUCCCCAAAGCUGGUUCUUAUCAUUCUUCAGCUGUGCCGGGCGGCACUGCCACUGAUGAGCGUGGAGGACUGUGGGAAUGUAGAGCUCCCACCGUGGAGCUACUCUGUCCCUUCCCUAAACAGUGAGCAGGAAGAUCCCAGUGACCCCGCCUCCAAGAUCGCCUCCUUACUCUUAGCAAAGCUGGCAGACUAUGUGGUUCCAGGAUGUCAGACAGUUCUUUCUCCAACUGCUUCUGAACCUGACACUACACUGACCAAAACCAGUCCCAAGAAUUCCUUAAAAGGAGAUAAAGAUCCUGGAGAAGAGAGUGAGGCAGUGGAUGGCAAGCUCUCCAUCUUUAUCCACAAGCGGGAAGACCAGUCCUCCCAUGAAGUCCUCCAACCUUUACUAAGUAGCUCAGAAGGACGGCCCUUCCGACUGGGCACUGGCGCCAACAUGGAGAAAGUUGUGAAGAUGGAUCGAGACAUGACCAAGGGUGGCUGUUGUGAAGUGAUUACAGAAGAGGCCACUGCUGCACUCCGGAAAGCGACCAAGUGGGCACAGUCAGGCCUCAUCGUCAGUGUUGGGCCACCAGUGGAAUCUGUCAACCCAGAGACUGUGAGCGGACUGUCCACAGGUGACAAAAAGAAAACUGCCCAGACCUCCAUUUGCCGGGAGAGGAACUCUGAACUUGCCAGGACUGAUCCUGUCCGACCCUUCAUCAGUGGGCACGUGGCAAACAGUAUGGCUGCAGAAGUGAUUGCCUUGCUACACAGCUUGCUCAUGGCACCUGAGUCAAAUGCCGCUCAAAUAUGGACCACAACAGCAGAAAAGGUUCUGUCUCGUGCGUUGAUGUACAUUCCACAAUUGGGGAAAUAUGCAGAAAGCAUUCUGGAAAAUGGCAGCAGCAGUGGUAGAAAACUUGCCAAACUUCAGAGAAUCGCCCGCCAGGCUGUCGCCGCACUGUGUGCACUGGGAGGAUUCAAAGAGACAAUCAAGAUAGGAUCUGAGGUUCAGGUUUUAGGUAGAGGAAUAUCAGGAAGUAUUGGAGUGGUGGCUUCGAUCAACGAGCAGGAAGGUAUAGCUACAGUCAGAUUCCCACCCAUAGACUGUCGCAAGACUUCCCAGGCAUCAGACACAUUGACCAUUCCAUUGUCUAGACUUUGUGUUCCGAGGUCAGAGGCUCUGCCCCUUCACAAGCUGUCCAUUACCGAGAAGGUGGUGCAGGCGGUCCAGUCCAUGCUGCUUCCGCAAGAGGGCAGCCUCUCCAUUCACACCUCACUGCCUGCAGCAGGAGAUGGGUCAGCUCCUGUGAUGGCAGUCGUCCGGCUCCUAGCUGAAAUUAGAACCAGAGCAUGCCUGGUCAUGGCCCAGCUUUUAGAAGACAGCUUAUUUUGUGAAGAAUUCAUACAGCAGUGUCCAGCAGCCGUGGAAGUUCUUAACCUGGUAGCCCAGGAGUGCAGCGCUGGAGAGCGUCUUGCUGUUGUGGAGGUGCAGUGUGAGCGGCUGAGGAUGCUCUACCGGGACUGUGCUCGGCCGCCACCACCACCCUUGCAGGCUGACCGGAGACAGCCCAAAGAGAUCACUUGGAGCCCUUCGCGAGUGUUUCCUCCCGUUCGAGCCUGCAUGUUCUCGUCUCACCUGACCUCCGUCACCUUCCUGGCCGACCCCAGUGCUGGAGGAGGUCUGCCUCGGGGCACUUUUAUCUACGCCACGUCACCUCUGCCAGUUCAGGCCCCGUCUUUUUACUGGGAAAUUGAAAUUGUUUCCUAUGGAGAUACUGAUGACGACACCGGACCAAUAGUUUCCUUUGGCUUUGCUACAGAAGCAGAGAAACGAGAUGGGGCUUGGACUAAUCCAGUGGGCACUUGCCUUUUCCACAAUAAUGGCCGGGCUGUGCACUACAACGGCUCCAGUCUGCUGCAGUGGAAGAGUGUCCGCCUAGAUGUGACUCUCUCUCCUGGUGAUGUGGCAGGAAUUGGCUGGGAGAGAACCGAGGGGACCCCGCCUCCUCCAGGGCAGCCGGCCAAGGGCCGUGUGUACUUCACGUACUGCGGGCAGCGCCUCUCUCCAUACCUCGAAGAUGUCUCUGGUGGGAUGUGGCCUGUGGUUCACAUUCAAAAGAAGAACACAAAAACUCGAGCCAACUUUGGCUCCUGCCCAUUUGCCUAUGCCGAGGGACAGGCCCAUCGCAAUGCCGCGGACCUGUGCACUGACCUGGCAGAGGAGAUCAGUGCCAACUUCGAGGCCCUGCCCUUUGCCAUGGCAUCGGACAGUGACAAUGAUGCUGGGACCAGCAUUGCAUCAGACCCAGGCACUCAUGGACCACCGUGCCGGAUUGCCGCUGUGGCCACUGCUCAGCAACAGUAUGAUAGCGACACCUCCUGUCAUUACAAAGUCGAGCUCAGCUAUGAGAAUUUCAUCACCUCUGGCCCAGACCCUCACCCACCUCCCAUUGCAGAUGAUGAAAGCGAUGACGAUGACGAUGAUGACAUCCCACAGGAGGACCACUAUGCCCUGCUGGUGAAAGCCUGGGAGACCAAGGUCUUUCCCACCAUCCGAAGGCGUUUCCGCAAUGAGGCAGAGCGAAAAUCGGGCCUGGACCAGAUCAAAGGGGCUUUACAACUAGGCAUGGUGGACAUUGCCCGACAGACAGUUGAGUUUCUCUAUGAGGAGAAUGGCGGCAUCCCCAGAGACCUUUAUCUUCCCACCAUUGAGGACAUUAAAGAUGAAGCAAACAAGUUCACAAUUGACAAAGUUCGAAAAGGUCUCACAGUAGUAACCCGUUCUCCAGACAGCAAUAAUGUAGCCAGCAGCACUGUUGGAACUGCUUUGCCAAAAUUUGCCAUCCGAGGGAUGCUGAAAACCUUUGGUCUCCAUGGAGUCGUCUUAGAUGUCGAUUCGGUGAAUGAACUGGUGCAGGUGGAAACAUACCUCCGGAGUGAAGGUGUGCUGGUACGGUACUGGUACCCUAUCGAUAUGCUGGAGAGGCCUCCAGCAGGCUACCGAAGAACAGCCACCAAUGGGCUGGUCACAUUGGAUAAUACCAACCUUCAGAUUCACAGAGAGCUACUACGGUGCGAGGCCUCGCUGGCCAGGCUCUACUGCCGCAUGGCCCUGCUCAAUAUCUUCGCCCCCAAGCUGCCUCACCUGUUCACCCGCCUCUUCCACAUCCCCGCCAUCCGCGACAUCACCCUGGAGCACCUACAGCUGCUGUCCAAUCAGCUCCUCGCUCCUCCACUGCCAGAUGGCACCAUCAGCUCCAGCUCUAUCCUCCUGGCACAGUCGCUGCAGCACUGCAUCCACUCCCAGAACUGCUCAGCCACAGACCUCUUCUACCAGGGCAACUCCCAGAUAGUGAGAGAGUGGCUUAACGUGGCCAUCACCCGCUCCCUGCACCAGGGUGAGGACAGCCUCUUGGAGCUGACCAAGCAGAUCUGCUCCUUCCUGCAGACCGCACCAGAACAGUUCCCCUCCGAAGAGUUCCCAAUUUCCGAGUCCAAAGUCAACAUGGAUGUUAAUUUCCCUGGGGCGGCUUUUGUCGUUGUAUCUUGUAAAGAAAGUCAGUCUGGAUUCCGCAAAGACUCCUCUCUGUACAAGGCACCAUGGGCGCGCGUGCUUGUAUACGGGCUCGGCCACAAAGUGAAGCGAACUGGCCAGCUGAACCUCAUCGAGGCUGCCUGUUACCCUCGGGAUGCAUCCCCAGCCAACACAGGGCUGGCACCUCUGCCCACUGCUGACCAGUACCCUUCUGUGGUCCUCUCCACAGACAGGGUCCACAUCAAACUGGGAGUGUCACCACCUCCCGGAGCUGUACUGGUGUUACAUUCUCUGCCCCUGGAGUUCCCACUGGCCAUGGCCUUCGCAGAGCAGCUGCUGUCCUGGAAGUCUGAGGAUGGCGAUGGAAAGUCAGAAGAUGAACCCGACACCAUUCCCACGUCGGUCCUCCUGCAGGUGGUGGAGCUGCUAGGAAACUUCCUGUGGACCACGGACAUGGCAGCCUGCGUGAAGGAGCUUGUCUUCCAUCUCCUGGCCGAGCUCCUGCGCACUGUGCACGCCCUGGAGCAGAGGAAGCACCCUGCUGGCCUGUCCUCCUCCAUUGCCCUCCAGCUCAACCCGUGUCUGGCCAUGCUGAUGGCCUUGCAGUCAGAGCUGCACAAGCUGUACGAUGAGGAGACCCAGAGCUGGGUCUCAGGCAGCACCUGCGGGGGCUCGGGCAUGGCAGCAGCUGGCGACCAGGGCAGGUUCUCCACAUAUUUCCAUGCUCUCAUGGAAGGGUGUCUGGCCAUUGCCGAAGUGACCCUGCCUACCAACGUGAGUGUCACAGCCAGUGGGGUGACCUCCACGACCACCCCAAAUCUCAGUGACUCCUCCUCCUCCUCCUCGUCCUCCCCAGGACAAACCCCACAGAGCCCCAGCCUGCUGUCCAAGAGGAAGAAGGUCAAGAUGAAGCGGGAGAAGGCCUCCUCCGCUGGGAAGCGCCACUCCUCCCGCGCAGUGGAGUCAGACUCUGCUGUGCUCAGCAUCGGGGGCAGCAAGCCUGAGGACAUGCUGUGGUUCCACCGAGCUCUCACUCUACUCAUCAUCCUCCGCCACCUUACCAGAAAGGAUCUGCAGGGCCUGGGCGUGACAAACGACGCCAUCGCUGAUGCCUGCCAGGCCCUAGUGGGCCCCACUGCCCAUAGCCGCCUGCUGGUGAUCUCGGGCAUCCCCACCCACCUGGAUGAGGGCAUUGUCAGAGGUGCUAUCCGCAAGGCCUGCAACGCCCAUGGCGGGGUCUUCAAAGACGAGAUCUACAUUCCCCUGCAGGAGGAAGACCCCAGGAAACCCAAGGACAAGGCUGAGGCUGGUGAUGGGAAGGUGGAGCCCGAGAAGGCGCUGGGCUUCCCCGGCACGGACAGCCUGGAUGGGAGCACGUCCAGCAGCCUGGCCCCUGCCAUGAGCAUCAGUGCCUCCGCCUCUACCAGCCAGGCCUCUGUGUGCAGCUCCCAGGGCAUGUCGCAGACCGUCAGUGACCUCUCAGUGGACCCGCUGCCUGCGGGCCUUGAGUUGCCUAUCCCUCCCGGCCUGCUGGAGCCGCACGUGGUGUCCAGCCAGGAGAGCCUGGACAUUUCCCUGUGCAGCACAGGCAGCCUAGGCAGCUUGGGCAGCCUAGGGGAGCAGCUGGACAACGCAGAGACAGCCUCAGUGUCAGACGUGGGCUCCAUGUACACAGUCACAUCUCUGGACAACCAGGCCCUGGCAGCACGCCCCAUCAAAGGCUUUGCCGUCGUGGAGAUAAGAUCCCGAGCCAAAAUUGAGAAAAUCCGAGCAAGUUUAUUUAACAAUAAUGAUUUGAUUGGUUUGUCAAGUUUGGAUGGUGAAGAUGAAUUGAUGGAAAUGUCAACAGAAGAAAUUCUGACUGUAUCUGUAGUGAAUCAGAGUUUGUUUGAUACUCAAGGGAGCCCAGGGUUAGAAGAUUAUUUCAACGAUAAGUCAAUUAAAGGAGAGAAGCUCGUGCCUGGGGCCAGAGAGGUCCUGACAGAGAUAUUCAAGAGCUGCGCCCACUCAGAGCAGACGCUGAGCCUGACACCAGCGAAGCCCAUCAGAGUCUCCGACAUCUACCUUAGCAAGGAGCAGAUCAACUCCCAGACCCCAGGCAACCUCCUCCACCUCUUCUUCACCAAUGUCCGGCCUCCAAAGAAGGUGUUGGAGGACCAGCUCACGCAGAUCCUGAGGAAAUACGGCGUGCCAAAGCCCAAGUGUGACAAGAGCAAGUACAGCAAAGCCGGGAAGGAGCAGCACCCCGUGAAGGUGGUGAGCACCAAGCGGCCCAUCACCAAGCCGCCUGCCAAGGACAAGGCCGUGCUCAACAGCGUCAGCAGGACUGCCUUAAGUGAGAAGAAGCCAACUGUGAAACCAAAGUCACCAGAAAAGGGCAAACCAGAGGAAAAGGACCCAGAAAAGUCACCCACCAAAAAACAAGAAGUCCCUGAGGAAAAGUAUCUGACCUUGGAAGGAUUUCACAAAUUUGUUAUCGACCGAGCCAAGCAAGACAUCCGUAGCGUCUGGCGAGCCAUUUUAUCCUGCGGUUAUGAUCUUCAUUUUGAGAGGUGUGCCUGCAUCGAUGUCCGACAUGCACAGAAGGCCUCCAGGAAGUGGACCCUGGAGAUGGACGUAGCACUCGUGCAGUACAUCAACCGGCUGUGCCGCCACCUCGCCAUCACACCGGCACGGCUGCACCCGCAUGAGGUGUAUCUGGACCCCUCGGACACCGCCGACCCCAGAGUGGCCUGUCUCUCCAACGUGCCCAUCGAGAGCCUGCGCCUGCGCUUCGCCCUGCUCCAGUCCCUCAACACCACGCUGGAGACCUUCUUCCUGCCCCUGGUGGAGCUGCGCCAGACACCCAUGUACGCUCACAGCAUCGCAGCCCUGCUGAAGGAGGCCAAAGGGCUGAUCUUUUAUGACACGAAGGUGACCGUGAUGAAUCGAGUACUGAACGCCACCGUGCAGAGGACAGCUGACCAUGCAGCUCCCGAGAUCACUUUGGACCCACUGGAAAUUGUGGGAGGGGAAAUCAGAGCUUCUGAAAACUCCUACUUCUGCCAGGCUGCCAGGCAGCUGGCCUCUGUGCCAUCCUCCCAGCUCUGCGUCAAGUUGGCCAGUGGCGGCGACCCCACCUACGCCUUCAACAUCCGCUUCACCGGGGAAGAGGUGCACGGCACAAGUGGCUCUUUCCGCCACUUCCUGUGGCAAGUGUGUAAAGAGCUGCAGAGCUCCUCGCUGUCGCUGCUGCUGCUGUGCCCCAGCUCAGCUGUCAACAAGAAUAAGGGCAAGUACAUCCUGACGCCCAGCCCCAUCACCUACGGCGAGGAGCAGCUGCUGCACUUCCUGGGCCAGCUGCUGGGCAUCGCCAUGCGGGCAGACGUCCCUCUGCCCCUGGACCUCCUGCCCUCCUUCUGGAAGACUCUGGUGGGGGAGCCCCUUGACCCUGACCAGGACCUAGAGGAGGCAGACAUUCUCACCUUCAACUACAUCAAGAAAUUUGAGAGUAUCAGUGAGGAGACGGAGCUGGAGGCCCUGUGCGCUGAGAUCGCCUCCCAGCACCUGGCCAUCGAGAGCCCUGAGGGGCCCAACAAGCCCUGCUGCAGGUUCACGUACCUGACCAUGACGGGCGAGGAGGUGGAGCUGUGCAGCCGUGGCCGGCACAUCCCUGUAGCGUGGGAAAACAAGGACAUCUAUGCGGCGGCCAUCCGGAGCCUGCGGCUGAGGGAGCUGCAGAACACGGAGUGUGUGACAGCCGUGCGGGCCGGCCUGGGCUCCAUCAUCCCCCUGCAGCUGCUCACCACGCUCAGCCCGCUGGAGAUGGAGCUGCGCACCUGCGGCCUCCCGUGCAUCAACCUCGAGUUCCUGAAGGCCCACACCAUGUACCAGGUGGGGCUCAUGGAGACGGACCAGCACAUCGAGUUCUUCUGGGGCGCCCUAGAGACGUUCACCCAGGAGGAGCUGUGCAAGUUCAUCAAGUUCGCCUGCAACCAGGAGCGCAUCCCAUUUACCUGCCCCUGCAAAGAUGGGGGCCUUGACACGGCCCACGUGCCCCCGUACCCCAUGAAGAUCGCCCCCCCAGAUGGCACAGCAGGUUCCCCAGACUCUCGCUACAUCCGCGUGGAGACCUGCAUGUUCAUGAUCAAGCUUCCCCAGUAUUCCUCCCUGGAGAUCAUGCUGGAGAGACUUCGCUGUGCCAUCCACUACCGGGAGGACCCCCUGAGUGGCUGACAGGAGAGCCUGAGAGCUAGGCUGUCACCGAGGCACCUGUUCUGCUGGCCUGGGAAGCCGGCCACCGUGGGCACAUCCCUCCAGCGCUCUGAGGGAGGAGUCGGCAACAUUUGCUUUUCCCAACUUUGUCCGCGUCCCAGGGUCCCCUGGAAGACUUACCCUUUUGUAUUUGUAUGUUUUGUGAUGGGCUGGUUCUUUUGCUGCCUGUUUGUGGUAUAUUUGUAGGAUAGUUUUGUUCCCAGUUUGUGUCUCAUUUGAUCUUGGACAGUGUCCCUCAUAGGUACCAGAUUCUGACACCACCAGCCCCCAGCUGGCUCAUCGAACCACCAGGGCCACAUAACGUCAGCCCUGCCCCCCGUCCUCGAGCUGGUGUUUCUCCUGGGGGCAGCUCCUGCCAGGCUCCUCCCUGAAGUGGCUGGGCCAGUGCCCAAACUUGUGCAGGACAUGCAGGAGCUUUCGCUGUCCAUCUCCCUGAGGACUUGCCCACGGGGCGACCCUGCCCCUCCCGCAGACAGCCCUCUCUACUGCCCGCAUCCUCUGGGCCCCUAGUCCGAGUGUCCCCAAGGACGGGGUCACUCCUGGCCUUAGUCCAUGGAGAGAGGCUGGCUGUGUCCCAGCGGCCAGAGAGGGUGGAGCUGGAGGCACUGUGCUCGGUGAGGCCUUCUCUAAAGCGGAUGGAGAGGAAAGCACAGGACCCAGGCCCACCCACUCGUGUGCUCAGCAGGGCCUUUCCUCCCACGCUGUGUGAGAGGAGGGGGGCUGCUCCACGGCCAUGUAACAAAGCGGCUGAGUGCUCUGCUCCGAGGCUCAGAGCGUCCCGUCCACGGAGACCCCAGGGCCCCUCGGCCCCCGCCUGGCCCCCCGUGACUCUCGUGCCCCCAGUUACAUGUGUGUGCCAGGGUUGAGCCACCUCCAGGCUCACCCACUGCCCAGUACAUUUGUGUCCCAAAUGAGUCCUUGUCCAGUGGUACUUUGUUGAAGAGCAGCACAUGCCAUCUUGUUGGACACUGUCGUUUCGGGCCUUGCCAGUUCCCCCGAACUGCGGCGCUGUAUUUACCGUACACUUUGCACACGUAAGUCCUGAGUGACACUGUCCGCAAGGCUGAGUGGGAGAACGCGCUCCUCCUGCAGCCUGGCCACCUUGGUAUGUGGCCGUUAGUCAGAGCGCAGCCGUCUCCCCGUACGCUUAGGAAAUGCACUGAGGACCGCUGCAGAGGUUCCCAGACCUGAGAGCGAGACAGACCUAGGUUGAUGGUCACCAUCCGUCACGUGGUGCUGGAGUCACCUGCAGGCAAGCGCCAGAAGCAAGUCCCCUCCUCUGAAAGGAAGAUGGUCACGGCUGCUUCCCCGGGGCCACAGCCCCCUUGAUGGGGGUCACGUCAGGACUGUGUUCCUGAAAACCAGGAUCCUCUGAUUCCUUUUGUGCAUAAUGAAAGAGCCUUUGAAUUCACUGUAAGUGGUUUUCCUCCCUGUAUCCUUAAAUUCCUGGUUCCCGAAAACCCUCAACCUGUGAAUGGACUUGGGAUUCUGUGGGCCACCUCCCCGAGGGGUUCAUGAAGCUUUGGUGGGCCAUCAUGUGAUAGCGACAGCUGUGAGUGAGAUGCGGUAUCUGCUGCUAGCUCAGCUGCUCCUCCCAGAGAGCACAGCAAGGUCCAGACAGAUCCAAACUUGGCCCUAAAAAGUGUGUGCUGUAAAGUUACUUGAUGUAUAUUUAUUAUAAUUAUUUAUGGUUGCAUUUAACAGACUUUUCAUUCAAUCUGAUGCUAUUUACACCAUGUUGUGUAAAGAAAGCUCACUACAGGACAAAAGUCACACCAAUAAAUAACCUUCAUCUAAUUCCAACUGACCCUCCAAGUGUGUGAUCAUCUGCCCCUGCUGAGAAGCCCAAAGGCUGACCCUGGAUGACUCUGACACUUGAGUGCCGCCAAGUGGCUGGGAAUUAAAAUGUUUCUAAUUAUCACCA